Messenger RNA from Neurospora hispaniola, 1281 nucleotides. RefSeq lists its product as uncharacterized. The transcript is spliced from 3 exons. Lineage: Eukaryota; Fungi; Ascomycota; Sordariomycetes; Sordariales; Sordariaceae. The coding region runs from base 1 to 1281 and encodes 426 amino acids. The record is from RefSeq and is a predicted model, not a curated record.
AUGUCCCUUCGCGUCCAAGGAACUAUGGCAUAUACCUCGUCCAGCUCAGAAAACAGUCUCCUAAACAAGCUGGCUUGGUCCAGGAAGAACAAGUUCCUAGGUCAGCUACACCGUAGCAUGACCUCGAAAUUCUCGUCUCCGCCGGAUCGCGACAGCUCCACCGGUGGCGGCCAGCAAGCUGCUUUUUCCUCGCCCUCCGCUCGGCAGAGCAGGGACGGGGCGGCUUCCCAUGCUGGUCGUCCCAGACCUUCUACAGCUACUUCCCGCGGCGGCUUCGCCAGCGAUGAACGGUCGACACAGGAUGGGAUGACCGACUACAUGUAUGAAGAAGACGCCGACGAGGAAGCAGAAGAAGCACGACACGGCAGCAAGAGUGGAAGCGAUAUUGAGGUUGAUGAUAUCACGGACGCGCCGCGAUCACCAAAAUCGACACCAAACAUUAACAAGUCACCAGAAAGACCACCACCUCCACCACCAAAACACAAAAAGAAGACCCUACCCGAAGACCCAGCUUAUGUUGCGCCCAUAGGCAAGAUUGGGCCAAUAGGGAGCAUCCCCAAAAUCCCUUCCCGCAGCAACAGUGAAAAGGGCGGCAUCUCCGUCUCUCCCUCCUCGCGCCCCCAACUUCCUCCCUACAUCGGCUCCUACCUCAAAGGCAAAACCGUCGACGAAUACGGGGAUAUCAUUGAUCCCCAAACGGGCACAAUCCUCGCUCACGCCGGAGGCGAUUUACCUUCGAUUGUGGGCAGGCAAGUGUCCAACGACCAGGGGGAUAUCUUGGGGGAUGAGGGGGAGUUGCUGGGAUAUGUGGCUGAUGUUGAGGUUGGGAAGAAGACUGCUUCUCCCGAGGAAGCAGCACCAAAACCGAUGAUGAGUCUUGCAGAGGUUAUGAGCAGAAACAACACGGCGUGGAUGGUGGAUCAUGAUGGUAAUAUUUUGGACGCGCAGGGGAAUGUGGUGGGAAUGUUUUUGGAUCAUAACAAUCCUGGAGAGAGAGGAGGAAGGGGGGUACCUGUGCCACACUAUGAAGAGGCUGACAAGGAUGAGAAAGAAGGAGCUGCCGAGGAAGAGCCGCAACGCGAACAAUCAAGACCACCGAGGAGAACGGAAGAAGAGAGGAGGGCCAACGCGGCUGCGUGGAGAAAGGAGAAUCCGGGGGAGAGCCCCUCGGACAUCUUUCUGGAUGUCAAGUCGACGACGGAGGGGAUUCAGUUGACGAUUAGGAUCCCCACUGUGUUUGGGAAUGGGCAGCAGUUGAAGCCAAACAUUUCGUUUUCUUGA